Messenger RNA from Myotis davidii, 817 nucleotides. RefSeq names its product SLAM family member 7-like. Gene Ontology annotation, biological process: T cell activation. The record is from RefSeq and is a predicted model, not a curated record. The annotation marks the transcript as partial. The transcript has 4 exons. Gene Ontology annotation, cellular component: external side of plasma membrane. NCBI's taxonomy places the organism in Eukaryota, Metazoa, Chordata, Mammalia, Chiroptera, Vespertilionidae.
AUGGCUGCUAUUUGUAUUGGGCUAGAAAGUGUCCAGAGCCCAAAGGGGCUGAGUAAUUGGUGGAAAGAGCAGGGACUCACGUCUAUUUUAUGGUUCUCUGUGUCUGCAGGGCCCACAGCCUCUGGAGCCCAGCAGGAGCUGGUGGGUGCCAUCGGUGGAUCUGUGAUUUUCCCUCUGACACACUCACUAGAUCGGAUUGACAGCAUUAUCUGGUUCUUUGAAAGUGCUACUCUUAUCACCAUACAGCCAACAAUGACAAACAAACCAGACACUGUCAUAGUGACUAAAAAUCAUAACAAGGGAAGGUUAGGCUUCUCGCACGGGAACUACUCCCUGAAGCUCAGCAAACUGAGUAAGAAUGACUCAGGUGCCUACUCUGUCCAAAUACACAGCCCGUUCCUCCAGGAGCCCUUCGUCCAGGAGUAUGGGCUGCGUGUCUAUGAGCACCUAUCGAAGCCCCAAAUCAUCUUGGGUCUGAAGAGGAAUAAAAAUGGCACCUGUGUGACCAAUCUGACAUGCUUCCUGGAACGGGGAGGAGAGGAUGUGACUUACAGCUGGAAGACCCUGGGGAAGACCUCCAAUGAGUCCCAUAAUGGUUCCGUCCUCCCCAUAACCUGGACGCUGAGGGAAAAGAACAUGACCUUCAUCUGCAUGGCCAGGAACCCCGUUAGCAGCAAAUCUUCAAACCCCAUCUUUGUCCAGAAGCUCUGUGAAGGGAUUGCUGGUGACCUAGAUCCCAUCAUGCGCCUGAGGAUUUUCUUGCUGUUCAUUUUCCUUGUACUGGUGUUAAUUAUUCUAUGGAGACAAACAAGAAAAG